Messenger RNA from Pyrenophora tritici-repentis Pt-1C-BFP, 726 nucleotides. Its product is annotated as MAPEG domain containing protein. Gene Ontology annotation, cellular component: membrane. NCBI's taxonomy places the organism in Eukaryota, Fungi, Ascomycota, Dothideomycetes, Pleosporales, Pleosporaceae. The record is from RefSeq and is a predicted model, not a curated record.
AUCUCCUCUCAUAGCUCAUCAACAAUUCAGCUUGAAUUGAACAAAUCGACUGCCAUAUCAACCAUGUCUUCCAAUUCGCUCAAGUACCCACUUCUCGCAAUUCCUGCCUAUUACGUCUUCUCAGUCGUUCCACAUGUGUACGCCAGUGGCCUACUCGCAAGACAUGGCUACAAAAUGAACAAUGCAAACCCCAAAGCCUCCUUAUCCCCAGAAAAUGUGAAGGGCAAGGUGCCUGAUGAGGUGUUCCAAAAGUACCAGCGCGCUGAAAACGCCCAAUCCAACAACAUGGAACAAAUGCCCUUGUUCGCAGCUGCCGUGCUUGCAAGCCUCAUCGCCGAACGCACCACCGCCACUGGAAUCGGAAGGGAGGUCAUGUCAGGUGAUGCAACGGGCUUGACGACGUUCAUCUCAGCUUGGUUCGCCGUCAGGACCUUGUAUGUUGUUUCCUAUGUGCAGCUUUCAGAAGCCCCCAAGAGUGCCAUCAGGAGUGUUUUGUGGGCUACCGGUUCCGGGUUGGCAUUCUAUCAGUUCUACAAGGCUGCUGCGCUUUUCGGCUAAGGGUGCGGAAGGGUGCGGGGAUAGAACGGGGAAUAAGAGUACACGAUAACAGCCACAAUGACAUGCGGUGACAUGCACGGCUAAUAAGCGCAUGAAAAUGCCGCCCGGUAUUUCAGGAACGUAUGAUAAGCACGAAUCAUGAUCGUAGCCAAAUCUGAAAAUUCAAUC